Messenger RNA from Ostrinia nubilalis (European corn borer), 1751 nucleotides. Its product is annotated as importin-13-like. Gene Ontology annotation, cellular component: cytoplasm. Gene Ontology annotation, biological process: protein import into nucleus. The transcript is spliced from 10 exons. NCBI's taxonomy places the organism in Eukaryota, Metazoa, Arthropoda, Insecta, Lepidoptera, Crambidae. Bases 153 to 1751 code for a protein of 532 amino acids. The record is from RefSeq and is a predicted model, not a curated record.
UCCCGCACACGGCGUUAGAACUUAUCGCUGAGCUGGCAAGCCUCGCCGCGCCCGUGAUACAGCGGGAUAACGUGCCCAACUCUAUCAAUGAGGAGCUGCUGUCAGCGCUGAUCACGUGCUGCGUGGCGCUGAGCGAGUGCCACUCGCAGGCCAUGGUCAAGGCGUGCGAGGGCGCCGGCGGGCUGGGCGCAGGCGCGGCGGGCGCGCGGCAGAUGAUAGAGCUGUUACUGGCUGCCCAGGGAGCGCCCGGCCACUACCCGCUGCACGAGAACAGGUCCAACCUGGUGUUCGGCUUCUGGUACUCGCUACAGGAUGACGUCCUAUUCGUAAUGGAGGACACCAAGAAAGUGAGCUUCUUCUGGCGCGAGGUGUUCUCGCGACUGCUCGACGCGCUCGUAUGCAAGUCCGAGGCGCCCGACGACGCUGCUAUGUCACGUGAUGACGUCGAGCUGCUGCGCUGCUAUAGACAAGACAUCGCUGACACAGUCAUGUACUGCUUCGGCAUCCUAGGCGACUGGUGCUGGUCGCGCGUGGAAGCGGCGCUGACGUCAUCCGAAACGGAGGCGCGGCGAGAAGCCGCUUUACACGUAUUCGUGUCAUUAGCUGACGCCGCACCGCAUCAACGCGCGCCGGCGGGGCUGUUAGCGUUACUACAGCAAGCGGUGCAAGCGGCGCACACCGCAAGAUCGACGCAGACGUUGCACACUGCGCUCGACUGCCUCGGCAGUUACGCGUCGUGGCUGAGCUCAAUACCGGGCACACGCGGCGCCGAACUCGGUGGAGAAUGCGUACAAGCCGCGGGCGCCGCUUUACAGCGCUGUCCUGCGCCUGCAGCGCUCGCGUUACGAAAGCUCUGCUCAGAUUGUACCGCGCCUGCGACCGCUGUGGCCUCGGAUAUCGUACAAAUUGCGCAGACACAUCUUGAACAGAGCGAGCCGGGCAAAUGCGACGUGUGGGUGGCGCGACAAUUGGCGGGAGCGGCAGGUGCUGUGCUGGCGGCGUGUGAGCCUAGCGUAGCAGCCGCGCUGCUGCGGGGCCCGGCGGCCGCGCUGCACCGCUUGCUGCAGGCGCAGGCUUUGGAACCGCAGCGGUCCAACGGGUCGGGCGAGUGCGCGGCGGUGCUGAUCGAGGCUCUGGGCGCACAACCAGCGCUGGCUGACGAGCUGUUCCGUCUACUGCUGCCUACGCUAGCCGCACUAGCACAACACCCGCCAUUGGUCGAGCCAUUGUUCCAGAUACUGAAACACACCGUGUUAACGUUAUCAAACGAAUGCAACGCUGUGAUAGGAGACAUAGCACAACUCACCAUCACUAGUUUCAACACACAACCGUGUCCUACGGGCCUUGAUGUCGUAAAACUGAUAACCAUGAUCCACGGGCGCGAGUGGGCGGACGCAGGGCGGUUAUUACACGCGUGCGUGGGCGCAGCGGCAAGAGCCGUAUUACGCGAGCCCGGCGCCGCGCCUGAACUGGCUGAAGCGCUUUUUGCGCUGUUGCACACGCUUACUAAGAAGCGCCCGCAGUGUAUGGACUGGCUUGAAGAUCUACUGCCUGACUUGGUCGAGCUCGCGUGCGAGUGCGUGCGCAUGUGGGAGGCGCGUGCGGCGCGCGCGGCGUGCGGCUGGCUGGCCGUGCUGGCGCUGCAGCGGCCCGCCGCGCUGCAGCCGCGCGCUCCAGCGCUUACAGCCGCCGCGCUGAGAUGCAUCGGUGAGUGCGAGUUCUUGGCUACUGUGAUGACAGUGGCGACGUAG